Molecule: messenger RNA, 2223 nt
Organism: Fusarium oxysporum Fo47
Lineage: Eukaryota; Fungi; Ascomycota; Sordariomycetes; Hypocreales; Nectriaceae
Product: transcription factor domain-containing protein
Exons: 5
Coding region: 1-2223 (740 amino acids)
Biological process (GO): DNA-templated transcription; regulation of DNA-templated transcription
Molecular function (GO): DNA binding; DNA-binding transcription factor activity, RNA polymerase II-specific; zinc ion binding
Source: RefSeq, a predicted model, not a curated record
AUGUCCUCCUCACGUCCACAUGCGCCUCUAAGCGACAGCCAAUCGCCUUUGAGUGGUUCCAAACUUCGAAAACUUCUACCAGCUCCAGGGUCGAAUCAUGAGACGACUAGCUCUGACUCCAGUCAGGGACCAUCGCUACAACCUCGUCUCCUUCCCCGAGCCAAUAUAACAAAAAUCGCCUGCGAACCGUGUCGGAAACGAAAGGCCAAAUGUUGUGGCGAACGUCCAAAAUGCAAGGCUUGCAUCAACAAAGGUGUCGAGUGUCAUUACCAGGCAUCAGAUCAAGACCUGUUAGACCUAAAGCGCAAGCAUGAUGAAUUACAAGAAAAAAUCAACAUCUACGAACGACUCUACAAUCUUCUGAUGAAUCUGCCAGAACAAGACUCACAUGCCAUCCUCGGCAGACUUCGCGAAUGCCCUGAUACUGCCACAACCAUUCUGCAGGUGGAUGACGGCGACCUUUUCCUACAAUUGGCAUCGGCGCCAGAGACACGAUUGAGCAAGGGAAAGGUCGUCGAAAACCUAUCUGAUUGGCUUCGUGGGGCGCUAUCUUCGGGAGGUGGUGGGUUGUCUACUGUUGCCACGCCAGGCAGCAACAAUGCCAACCUCGGUGACGCUUCUGCCUCUACGCCUGCAGGCGAUAGGUCGAGAGCCACAUUUUGUCCCUUAGGCUUGGAUCCUGAGAAUGCCACGAGUAAUAAUCCUGACGCAAAAGUUAUGAGCUCUUCAGAAGAGUCACAGUUUUGGAUUACAUCAUGGGAGGAGGGCGUGCGGGAUGACCAUAUGCCUGAUGAGCUACCCCGGUCCCCUGGGCUAGAUCAUGUUCCGUUUACUUUGGACCACCGAGAAUGGAAGGGUCAUCCUCCGGUAUGGACCAACAUUACCAAUAACAUCAACUUAAUACUACAUCUUCUUGCUUUGUACUUUUGCUGGGAGUACCCAAUAUUCGCACCCCUAAGCAAAAGGCAUUUCCUUGAAGAUUUUCGGGAUGGAAGACACAGAUAUUGCUCGUCCUUACUUGUCAAUGCCUUGCUUGCCCUUGGCUGCCGUUUUCCCACCAACCUCGUUACCAGGGCUAAUUCUGAAGACCCACAGUCGGCAGGCGACCACUUCUUCAAGGAGUCGCAGCGGCUCUUUGACCAGGAGACAGAUCACCACUCCCUGACGGCGGUACAAGCCCUGGGAAUAAUGUCGAUUCGAGAGGCUAGCUGUGGUCGAAGCUCAGAGAGUCGAUAUUAUGCGGGACAGAGCAUACGGCUGGCUUUUGAGAUGGGUCUGCAUCGUACUCCCGACAAGGGAGACAAGGAAGAGCUUGUUGUUCAGUUGGCGACUUUCUGGGGCGCAUUUUCUUUAGAUAAUGCGUCUUCUCUGGUAACGGGUUCAUUGCCUAACUGUUCCUAUUCCCCGCACCUGCCAUCUAAGCCUGCUGUUGUAAGAGAUGUUGAGGCAUCAGUAUGGGUUCCUUACACAGACGAUGAGUACCUCGACUGGUACAACGGAGUGCCUGAGGUCCUGCGGCUCGGUCACAACUUCACUCCAGCAGUGUUGUUUGCCCAUAUGUACUACCAUUUUGCGACCCUGCUGCUCUUCAGCCCCUUUGUCAAAUUACGUAUUAUUGGGUCUAAUGUAUCACCGCGAGAGGUCUGUUUGCACGCUGCAAAUGCUAUACAGGACUUUCUCACAUCCUACUCGCGGCUAUACACACUGAAGUGGGCGCCGUCAUUUGUGCCAUACUUUGCGCUGGCCUCAUCCAUCAUGCACCUUGCCCUUACGGCUGGAACGGUGCAGAUAAACAAGUUAGACACAGCAGUCAGGGCUGACCCUCACCUCUCUGAGGCUGUCAAGCAGGGUAUCGCUAGACUUUCAGAAAUGACGUCUUGUCAUCACAUUGCGGAGCAAGGCCUCCACCUCCUCCGCUAUCUGGCUAAGAAGUGGGAUAUUGUUGUCAAUAUUGAGACAGGCGCUGCUCUGGACCCAGAGGAGGAAGAGAGGCUUGUGAAAUCGUUGGGCGGUAUCGUAAAUUUCUUCUCACCCACAGUGGUUGUCCAGGACUCUGUUUCCGACUCCGCUGCGGAUAAUGAUGUUAGCGAAGCAACAUCGUGUGAGCCCGGAAAGGCAGUAGAGAACUUGGAGGACCCGCUCGUCUUGCCAUCCCUUAUGCAGAGGCGUCUAGUAUUUUCAAAGAACAAGGCACUAGAGGAGGCAGGCUUUGCCGUAUUGUGA